UUUGCCCUGACAGCUGCCAACAGUCGCGCACUGCUACCAACCUUCCAACUGUCGCGGCUGUUUCCUGUUCUUUUCAACCAAGUUCUCUCCGACGUAUGUUGUGUCGAUAAAUAAACUAUCGAGGAAGAAUGGUCCGCAUUAGUGUGCUAGCCGAUGCGCUCAAGUGCAUCAACAAUGCCGAGAAGCGUGGAAAACGCCAGGUCCUGAUCCGGCCCAACAGUAAAGUCGUGAUCAAGUUCCUGACCGUGAUGAUGAAGCAUGGCUACAUCGGAGAGUUCGAAAUCGUCGACGAUCACCGAUCCGGCAAGGUCGUGGUAAAUCUGACCGGACGCCUCAACAAGGCCGGCAUCAUCUCGCCCCGGUUCGACGUGAAGAUGGACGAUAUCGAACGGUGGACCAAUACGCUGCUCCCCUCGCGUCAGUUCGGAUAUGUCGUGCUGACGACCAGCGGUGGCAUCAUGGAUCACGAAGAAGCCAGACGGAAGCAUCUGGGAGGCAAGAUUCUAGGUUACUUCUUCUAAGUUUGCUGGGCGACAAAACAUUACUACCAAGAGUAACUUCUAAUUAAAAAAACAAAAAUCAACAUCCGUCAGUCCAAAUUCCAAUCACUCGCGGGAGAUUUUUCUUUUCUUUUUUUCUCUCGUGCUAAGGCCACAAAGAAGCGUUAAAGUUGGUAAACCACCAUGCCUCGCUAGCCGGGGGUGUGUUUACCGGCAAAAAAAGGAAAAAAAAGGAAGCGGUUAGGUGUGUUUUAUAUGAAUGCAUUAAUAUAAUGUGAAGUUUCACCUCAAGGGAAAGUGAAAAAAUUAAAAGAAAAAUCGAAUCCGUA
Messenger RNA from Aedes aegypti (yellow fever mosquito), 829 nucleotides. Its product is annotated as 40S ribosomal protein S15Aa. NCBI's taxonomy places the organism in Eukaryota, Metazoa, Arthropoda, Insecta, Diptera, Culicidae. Gene Ontology annotation, biological process: translation. The transcript has 3 exons. The coding region runs from base 129 to 521 and encodes 130 amino acids. Gene Ontology annotation, molecular function: structural constituent of ribosome. The record is from RefSeq and is a predicted model, not a curated record. Gene Ontology annotation, cellular component: ribosome; cytosolic small ribosomal subunit.